Messenger RNA from Darwinula stevensoni, 2844 nucleotides. The record is from the annotation of a GenBank genome assembly. NCBI's taxonomy places the organism in Eukaryota, Metazoa, Arthropoda, Ostracoda, Podocopida, Darwinulidae.
AUGCAAUUAGAAAAUUUUUCGACCUCGGCUGAAGCACGUACGCAAGGUACCGUUAUUUCAGUAACCGAUGGUAUUGUUCGUAUUCAUGGCUUAUCAAAUGUCAUGGCGGGUGAAAUGAUUGAGUUCCCUGGCAAUACAUUUGGUUUGGCGCUUAACUUAGAGCGAGAUUCAGUAGGUGCGGUUGUGUUAGGUGACUACGAGCACAUCACCGAGGGCGACAUCUGUAAAUGUACAGGUCGUAUUUUGGAAGUGCCAGUUGGGCCAGAAUUAAUCGGCCGUGUCGUGAACGCAUUGGGUGCGCCAAUUGAUGGCAAAGGCCCAGUCAAUGCCAAAAUGACGGACAAAAUUGAAAAAGUAGCGCCAGGCGUGAUUGCGCGUAAAUCUGUUUCACAACCAGUGCAAACAGGUUUAAAGUCAGUUGACUCUAUGGUGCCAGUUGGUCGUGGUCAACGUGAAUUAAUCAUUGGUGACCGUCAAACAGGUAAAACUGCAGUUGCUGUAGAUGCGAUUAUCAACCAAAAAGGUCAAAACAUGACCUGUAUCUACGUUGCGAUUGGUCAAAAGGCUUCAACAGUGGCUAACGUGGUACGUAAACUUGAAGAAAACGGCGCGAUGGCUUACACCAUUGUUGUUGCCGCUACAGCUUCUGAUUCUGCCGCAUUACAAUUCUUAGCACCAUAUGCUGGUUGUACGAUGGGCGAAUACUUCCGUGAUCGCGGUGAAGAUGCAUUGAUUGUUUAUGAUGAUUUGACAAAACAAGCGAUUGCUUACCGUCAAAUUUCAUUGUUAUUACGUCGUCCACCAGGCCGCGAAGCUUAUCCAGGUGACGUGUUCUACAUCCACUCACGUUUGUUAGAGCGCGCUGCUCGCGUGAAUGAAGAAUAUGUAGAGAAAUUUACAGGCGGGAAAAUUAAAGGUAAAACAGGUUCAUUAACUGCCUUGCCUGUGAUUGAAACUGCGGCUGGUGACGUUUCUGCAUUUGUUCCUACAAACGUGAUUUCUAUUACCGAUGGUCAAAUCUUCUUAGAAACUGACUUGUUCAACGCUGGUAUUCGUCCUGCGAUUAACGCGGGUAUUUCAGUGUCUCGCGUGGGUGGUGCGGCUCAAACUAAAGUCAUCAAGAAACUGGGUGGCGGUGUGCGUUUAGCAUUAGCGCAAUACCGUGAAUUGGCUGCGUUUGCGCAGUUCGCAUCUGACUUGGAUGAAGCAACACGUAAACAAUUAGACCGUGGUCGUAUGUUUACUGAGUUGAUGAAACAAGCACAAUAUGCGCCAUUAAGUGUUUCAAAUAUGGCCAUUACCUUGUUUGCUGCUAACAAAGGUUACUUUGAUGACGUUCCAACCAAUAAAGUAUUAGCUUUUGAAAAUAAAUUGCAUGGCUUUAUCGGUUCAAAAUAUAAAACCAUUGCUGAUGCAAUUGAAUCAAGCAAAGACUUGAGCGUAGUGCAAUGUAUUGGUGCGGUGGUGGAUGUUGAGUUUCCGCGUGACCAAAUGCCUAAAGUGUUUGAAGCGUUGAUUAUUGACGAUAAAAACUCUCAGGCAGAAGCAGGCUUAACAUUAGAGGUUCAACAACAAUUAGGUGAUGGUGUAGUUCGUACUAUUGCCAUGGGCUCAUCUGAUGGCCUUGCACGUGGUACCCCGUUUAAAUCAACAGGUAACCAAAUUACUGUACCAGUCGGUACUGGCACAUUGGGCCGAAUUAUGGAUGUGUUGGGUCGCCCAAUUGAUGAGGCUGGUCCAAUUGAUUCAGACGAGCGUCGUUCUAUCCACCAAAAAGCGCCAACUUUUGAAGAGCUAUCUCCUUCAGUGGACUUGCUUGAAACGGGUAUCAAGGUGAUUGACUUGGUUUGCCCGUUUGCUAAAGGCGGUAAAGUGGGUCUGUUCGGUGGUGCUGGUGUGGGUAAAACCGUUAACAUGCUUGAGCUUAUCAACAACAUCGCUAAGCAACACUCAGGUUUAUCAGUGUUUGCAGGUGUGGGUGAGCGCACCCGUGAAGGUAACGACUUCUACCAUGAAAUGGCAGAAGCUGGCGUGAUUAAGCUAGACAACAUGAAAGAAUCAAAAGUAGCGAUGGUGUUUGGUCAAAUGAACGAGCCACCAGGCAACCGUCUGCGCGUAGCCUUGUCUGGUUUGACCAUGGCUGAGAAAUUCCGUGACGAAGGUCGUGACGUAUUGUUCUUUGUAGAUAACAUUUACCGUUAUACCUUGGCUGGUACUGAAGUAUCUGCGCUGUUAGGCCGUAUGCCAUCAGCGGUGGGUUACCAACCAACCUUAGCCGACGAAAUGGGUCGUUUACAAGAACGUAUUACUUCAACUAAAGUGGGUUCUAUUACGUCUAUCCAAGCGGUUUAUGUGCCUGCGGAUGACUUGACUGACCCUUCCCCUGCAACAACAUUCCAACAUUUGGACUCAACAGUUGUGUUGUCACGUGACAUUGCCUCUUUAGGUAUCUACCCAGCGGUUGAUCCACUUGAUUCAACUUCACGUCAAUUAGACCCAUUGGUGGUUGGUGAAGAACAUUACAACGUUGCACGUUCAGUGCAACAAACAUUACAACGUUACAAAGAGCUACGUGACAUUAUCGCAAUUUUGGGUAUGGACGAAUUGUCACCAGAAGAUAAACUAGCGGUUGGUCGCGCACGUAAAAUCCAACGUUUCUUGUCACAACCAUUCCACGUAGCUGAAGUGUUUACUGGCGCACCUGGUAAAUAUGUACCGCUAAAAGAAACAAUCAAGGGCUUUAAAGCGAUUGUGGCUGGUGAAUACGAUCACUUGCCUGAGCAAGCGUUCUACAUGGUGGGUGGCAUUGAAGAGGCUGUUGAAAAGGCCAAAACGCUUAACUAA